Molecule: messenger RNA, 1544 nt
Organism: Rhineura floridana
Lineage: Eukaryota; Metazoa; Chordata; Lepidosauria; Squamata; Rhineuridae
Product: coagulation factor VII-like
Exons: 8
Coding region: 55-1335 (426 amino acids)
Biological process (GO): blood coagulation; proteolysis
Cellular component (GO): extracellular region
Molecular function (GO): calcium ion binding; serine-type endopeptidase activity
Source: RefSeq, a predicted model, not a curated record
AGUUCUUGCUAAAAUAUCAGUGCACUAUUUGGACACAGGCAUUUUGGUUUCAUCAUGAUUUCCUGUCACUUCAACAUUCUGUUUUUCUGCCUUUUGCUAAUAUAUCCGCUUUUACUGACUGCAGUCUUCUUAAAGCACGAGGAAGCAAGCAAUGUGCUACAACGGCUGAAGAGAGCCAAUUCCUUCCUUGAAGAGAUUAAAACUGGAUCACUGGAACGAGAAUGCCUAGAAGAGAAAUGUUCACUGGAGGAAGCUAGAGAAAUCUUCAAAGAUAACACCAGAACUAUGGAAUUCUGGAAACACUACACAGAUCCUAAUCAGUGCGACUCCAACCCUUGCCAGAAUGGUGGGACAUGUACUGACCAGUACCAAAACUACAUUUGCUUUUGUCCUAUAGAUUAUGAGGGUAAAAACUGUGAGAUCGGUCCAGAAGUCAGACUGAAGUGCAUUUAUAACAAUGGCAAUUGUGAACAAUAUUGUACAGAUAGCCCAACUACAGUACGACAGUGUUUUUGUGCAGAGGGAUACAGGCUAGAAAGUGAUGAAGAAUCUUGUAUCCCAGAAGUUGAUUAUCCUUGUGGGAAAAUCCCAAUUUUGGCCAAAAAAAAAGAGGGCCGGCAGGGAAGAAUCAUAGGUGGUUAUACCUGUCUUCCAGGUGAAUGCCCAUGGCAAGCUCUCAUGAUAGAUGGUGAAAAGGCAAAAUGUGGAGGUGUUCUGCUUGCCCCAUCAUGGGUAGUUACUGCAGCCCAUUGCUUAGACCGUAUGCGCCGUGGAGCACUCAGAAUAAAACUGGGUGAAUACAGGAUAAACCAUGAAGAUGAAGGUGAACAGGAAAGAAGAGUUGCUGAAAUCAUAAUCCAUGAAAAGUAUUCUUCCAAAAAAGUUGACAAUGACAUUGCCUUGCUGCGAUUAGCAACACCUGUUAAUUUCACAGAUUACGUAGUGCCAAUAUGCUUGCCUCAGCCACGGUUUUCUGCAGACGUCCUGAACUUCAUUGAAUACUCCACAGUGAGUGGAUGGGGGCGUCUCUUAGAAGGCGGGGCUACAUCAGCUGUACUUAUGCAAGUCAGGCUCCCCAAAAUGCAUAAAAAAGAAUGCACUGAGCAUACUAACUUCAAUAUUACAGGGAACAUGUUCUGUGCAGGAUACCUUAAUGGGACAAAAGACUCUUGUGAAGGUGACAGCGGUGGGCCUCAUGUAACAGAGUACAAGAGCACUUGGUUUCUGACAGGGAUUGUGAGCUGGGGAAAGGGGUGUGCAGCAAUAGGCACAUAUGGGGUUUACACAAACGUAAUGAAAUACAUUGCAUGGCUAAACAAUCACAUGGAUUCCUAAUGCAGAAUGCUUCUAGCUCUGCAAUCCUAUACAUGCCUACUCAGAAGUGAAACAUAUUGAGUUCAAUGGGAUUUAUUCCUAGGUAAGUAUAUAUAGGAUUGCAGCUUAAAUUAGUACUUCUCACAUAGUUUUUUCUGUCUAUCAUUUUUGACACCUCCCUGUCUGGCAUUCUUCAAGCAUCUUGUAUCAAUUAAAGACCUAAUACUGAA